GACUAGUUCUGUUGUUCUUCGAAUUAUAUGAGUACAUGUGCUACUCGUUUCUCUUCGUCCUUCCGUCUGGAGAUCCAUCCACCAGGGGCUGUUUUAACCAAAGUAUUGAUAAACACAAGCCAGGCUUUCCAUUUCUCGGUGAGCUUGUCGGUCUGUCUUUCGUACAAGUUGACUUUGAAUACCCAAUCCAAAUGGGCAAGAGAUAUAUGGUCGGGAUAUGGCAGCUUCAAAGCAGCUUAGUCCAUGGCAUCUAGACGCCCUGUUACUUGUUUCAAGCUUACUCUGACUUCUGGCAACACCGCCGCAGCGCCGCUUGAUGAGUUCCUGUAAUCAUUUCGGCACAGCCGGCCACAUCCUAUGAGGGAUGAUUUUCUUCAGGGAUUUAACUUCCCUGCGUUUGGGUUUGGUAUAUCUGCCGUACGCUCACAGCCAGUUAACCCGAUGUCAGGAUGUUGUCCCCUCCUAUGCAAUAUCUAGACCUGCCAUUGACCGACGAUCGAUGCUCUAUGUCGUUUACUCAUUCGUCCUUGUCUCGUAGCACCAUUCCAGGACCUGGCGUGACCACUGGUAAAUUCCUUAUGGCAGUUGGUGGGCUAGUUCGCAAAGGCAUUGAGGCCUUUGCCAUCCAACGUCGACUCACUACCAUCAGUUCUCAGCUGAGACCGGGACACACGCAAGCGGCCGAUGAACACAUAUGUGGGGACCUACUCGAGUUCGCGAGACGCGACUUGUACUCUACUCGCAUAAAGGCCAAGGCUUGGAGUCUGAUUCUACUGAUUAUUCUUGAAGGAAAUACGACAGAUCUUGUGCACUACCUUCUAAAGUGGGAUGAGGCUGAUAUGUUCCUGAUGGACAUAUUGAAAUAUAUGCCAUCUGGCUGGAUUCAUCCCAGACGAGACAGUAGAUAUUCGCUGGAAGUCAACAAGAGCCUGCGUCACUUACAACAGCGCGAUUCAAGCUUGGCUUUCCGAGUCAUACGGUUCUUUACGCAGUUGACCGAGGCAGAACAAAUGAUCAUCAAGACAGACGAAGAAGCAAUAGAGGAGGCUGACGCAAUUUCGUUCUCGCCCUUUGUCAGUGCUUCUGGCAAGAUGGACUUGGGUCCUGGAGUAUAUCUCCAGGGAAUGUCUAUUCAAAGGGAAAGACUGUCUCUAUCGAGGUUGAUCAAGUCUAUCAUAUGUGCAAGGCUGAAUACCAUUUCGUCCAUCCUCCCGCUCGAGAUGGGCUCCUCCGCCCCCACUAAACAAAUCAUCAACUUGCACGCAGAAGUUCUUGAAGUUUUCCGAGUUACCAUGUAUGACAAAUGUGUACAGCGCCAGACAUGCGAGCUGCUCUUCAUCUCCAUUAGUCGAUUCCACGCCGUCUCCCUGGUCCGUGUUCUUGUGACGUGGUCUAGACGUGAUCUUCGGCUCUUCAUCAUACACAUUAUGCGUUGGUUGCAGCCAUUCGUACAGAAAGGCUGCCCACCGGACUCCAGUCUACCAAAAGCAUAUCGGGCAUACCUGGCCAAUCAUGUUAAUGGUCAGCACCCGGUAGUUCCUUUUCUCUAUUUCCUUACGCAGUUGUGUCGCGCAAGCCCUGUCGCGGCAUCCUUAUGUUUGGACGUCGAUCUCAUAAAACUCCUCAAAUGCAUGUGUCUCAAUGACUUUCCAAACCCUGCUACUUAUACGAACACUUCUGUUCGCGUGAAUAGGACGGCUAUCUCUGAUGUCCACGCUGUGAGCAGUAUGCUUCUUGCCGCCUUGUCGACGCACCCUCAAUCAUGUAUCCGCCUCCUACGGAGUCGAGACGUUCCUCGCUGGUUCCUUAGUUUGUAUUAUUCGCCAGAUUUCCUGGGCUUACCGGACGCUCCGUUGUUGCAGAGCAUCUGGUUAGAUAUGGAUGUAUCUAUCCUCAAAUUCAUUCUCGUGGCAAUGGAGUACGUGCUCAAAGGGAACAAACAUGUCUCUCCUCAAGAAGCGGAUUACUUACCCCUGGAGUCGAUAUACAGAGAUAUUGUGACUAUCUUACGGGAAAACAACGCCGAACCGGAUAUCAUGUACAGCGCCUCCGACUCUUUCUUAAGAUGCAUCGCUAUUGGGGGCGAAUUUCGCCGACUCAUGGACGUCGUGCUUGCCGAGAGUCGUUCGGAAGAAACUCUUUCCAUAAUACUUACUGUGCUCAAGAGCCUUGGUUUAUACACCUUCCUCCCAACCGCACUUUCUCCUCUGCCGCUAUCCGAGCAAAGACGCCCUCUGCAUGACAUAAGGCGCUAUAUGAAUCGCCUUGCGCGGUUCUACGCGGAUGAGCUGAGAUCAUAUACUAUCCUUGUCGCUGAGUUAACAGGCUCUCAAGCUUGCAACGCCCGCUAUAUGCUCAUCGACGCCUACCAAAAUAACCAGCGCUGGCUUUCUACAGAUGCACAUUCGACGACUUCUUCCAGCAGCUCCCAGGAUGCUUUGGGUCACUCCUAUCCCAUGCAAAUCUCUUCUGAGCAGAAUGUUACGAUUGACCAGGAAGAAUAGAAAUGUCAUACAAUAGCAUACAAUAGUAAUGACGCUAUUAAUGUAGUCAGGUUUACAGAAUAUGAACGAUAAUCAGGAC
Molecule: messenger RNA, 2583 nt
Organism: Somion occarium
Lineage: Eukaryota; Fungi; Basidiomycota; Agaricomycetes; Polyporales; Cerrenaceae
Source: the annotation of a GenBank genome assembly